AAUAAAUCAAGAGAGAACGCUAGCCCACAUUCUCAGUCGUUCCUUUUUUCCAGUCCAUAUUCCGCACUCAUUUGCAGAUUUUCAGCAAAUUUGCCCACAUCCAGUCAUGGCACCCAUCGUCGACCUGGCCCCCAUUUGUGGGAAGCCUGACGCCCAAAUCAGUGCGGCGGAUUGGAGCAAUGUCGCCGACCAGUUGAGAACCGUUUUCUCAAAGUAUGGAUACUGCUACCUCAUCAAUCACGCCGUGCCAGAGGAUAUCGUUGACCGUGUUAUGAAAAAUUCCACGCAAUUCUUCCACCUACCCAACGAGAAGAAGGACGAGUACCAAAAGAUCAAUUCAUACUAUGGCUAUUACCGACCCGGAGACAAAUUGACCACCUACACCAACCACAUUUUGGAAUUGAGAGAAAUGUGGGAUGUUCCCGGACUCGUGAACCACCAACACUGUCCAACCUACCCAACAGGAGAGGUCCCCGACUUGAAGCCGUCCAUGGAAGAGUUGACCGAGGAGAGUCGCAUCGUGCUCAAAAAGCUCUUGAAAGCUUUCGGCCUCGCCUUGAAGCUGGACGAUCCGGAUUACCUCCUCAAAAUCCAUAAGAACUUGAACGACGAUAAGGUCGUGUCCAAGAGCACGAUCCGCUCCCUGUACUACCCCCCACUCCCGGACGACUACACCAUCCCCAGCAAUGGCAUCCGCUGCCGGGAACACACCGACUUUGGCACGAUCACCAUGAUUUUCCAGGACAGCGUGGGUGGACUCGAGAUGAAGCACGACGACGGGAAAUGGUACGACGCCACUCCGAUCAAGAACUCCAUCGUGGUCAACGCCAGCGACCUCUUUGCCCGAUUGUCCGGAGGAUUCUUCCCAGCAAUCGUCCAUCGCGUCCCCAUUCCCAAAAAUGAUGCCAAACGUAACACAGCUCGACAAAGCAUUUCAUACUUUUUGGCACCGGACGAUGAAACCCUCGUGGCACCAAUCGUACCCCAGCAAGAUAUCAAAAUCAAUUUCGAGCACAUUUUGGCCAGCGAGUACUACGACGCCAGGGUCGACUUCAACAAAACCGUCCAGGUCAAGUAGGGAGGGAACGCUGUAAAAGAUAUUUUGCACGUGCAAAAUAAUACAUAUUUAUAAAUAUUAAGUCCUAUCUGUAUUUAACUCCUCUUAUUGUGCUUGGAAAUUAAUAAAUUAUACAUUCGCAAUUAAAGUGCACUUUCAAAGA
Molecule: messenger RNA, 1220 nt
Organism: Folsomia candida
Lineage: Eukaryota; Metazoa; Arthropoda; Collembola; Entomobryomorpha; Isotomidae
Product: UPF0676 protein C1494.01
Exons: 7
Coding region: 107-1078 (323 amino acids)
Molecular function (GO): dioxygenase activity
Source: RefSeq, a predicted model, not a curated record